AUGCGUCCCGGGGCGCCCCUCUGGCCGCUGCCCUGGGGGGCCCUGGCUUGGGCCGUGGGCUUGGUGGGCUCCGUGGGCUCUGGGGGCUCCGGGGACCCCGCGCCCGGUGGGGUGUGCUGGCUCCAGCAAGGCCUUGAGGCCACAUGCAGCCUGGUGCUGAAGACAGACAUUAGCCAGGCCGAGUGCUGCGCUUCUGGGAAUGUGGAUACUGCCUGGUCCAACUUCACCCACCCAGGAAACAAGAUCAGUCUCCUGGGGUUCCUGGGGCUGGUCCACUGUCUCCCCUGCAAAGAGUCGUGCGACGGCGUGGAGUGUGGCCCCGGCAAGGUCUGCCGCAUGUUGGGGGGCCGCCCACGCUGCGAGUGCGCGCCCGACUGCUCGGGGCUCCCGGCGCGUCUGCAGGUCUGCGGCUCGGACGGCGCCACCUACCGAGACGAGUGCGAACUGCGCGCCGCGCGCUGCCGCGGACAACCGGACCUGCGCGUCAUGUACCGGGGCCGCUGCCGCAAGUCCUGCGCCCAUGUCGUGUGUCAACGGCCCCAGUCGUGCGUGGUGGACCAGACGGGCAGCGCGCACUGUGUCGUGUGCCGCUCGGCGCCCUGCCCUACACCCUCGAGUCCCGGCCAGGAACUCUGUGGCAACAACAACAUCACCUACCUGUCCUCCUGCCACCUUCGCCAGGCCACUUGCUUUCUGGGCCGCUCCAUUGGCGUGCGCCAUCCGGGCUUCUGUGCAGGCACCCCGGAACAGUCGGAUACUGAUUCAGAGGAGGAGGAGAAUUUCGUAUGA
Messenger RNA from Suncus etruscus (white-toothed pygmy shrew), 789 nucleotides. It is a transcript of the gene FSTL3, whose product is annotated as follistatin like 3. Gene Ontology annotation, biological process: cell differentiation; regulation of BMP signaling pathway; negative regulation of activin receptor signaling pathway. Bases 1 to 789 code for a protein of 262 amino acids. Gene Ontology annotation, molecular function: protein binding; activin binding. NCBI's taxonomy places the organism in Eukaryota, Metazoa, Chordata, Mammalia, Eulipotyphla, Soricidae. The transcript has 5 exons. The record is from RefSeq and is a predicted model, not a curated record.